AUGUCGGAUAGGAGGCCCAAGAAGGAGGCCAUCCUCGAUCUCUCCAAGUACGUCGACAAGCGGAUCCGGGUCAAGUUCACCGGCGGUCGUGAAGUGCAAGGCAUCCUCAAGGGAUACGACCAGCUCAUGAACCUAGUCAUGGACGAGGUCGAGGAGACGCUGCGCGACCCAGAGACGGGCGAGAUCACAGCCGCAUCCAAGACGAGGGCGCUCGGCCUGGCCGUCCUCCGGGGCACCGCAUUGACCGUCAUCAAUCCCGCCGACGGCUUCGAGAGCAUCGAAAACCCCUUUGCAUCCGCGGAAUGA
This is a messenger RNA of Pseudozyma flocculosa PF-1, 306 nucleotides long. RefSeq lists its product as uncharacterized. The record is from RefSeq and is a predicted model, not a curated record. The coding region runs from base 1 to 306 and encodes 101 amino acids. Gene Ontology annotation, biological process: mRNA splicing, via spliceosome; nuclear-transcribed mRNA catabolic process. Lineage: Eukaryota; Fungi; Basidiomycota; Ustilaginomycetes; Ustilaginales; Ustilaginaceae. Gene Ontology annotation, cellular component: Lsm1-7-Pat1 complex; U6 snRNP; spliceosomal tri-snRNP complex. The transcript is spliced from 4 exons. Gene Ontology annotation, molecular function: RNA binding.